Molecule: messenger RNA, 1132 nt
Organism: Trichosurus vulpecula (common brushtail)
Lineage: Eukaryota; Metazoa; Chordata; Mammalia; Diprotodontia; Phalangeridae
Product: heterogeneous nuclear ribonucleoprotein H-like
Exons: 3
Coding region: 1-693 (230 amino acids)
Biological process (GO): regulation of RNA splicing
Cellular component (GO): nucleoplasm; ribonucleoprotein complex
Molecular function (GO): RNA binding
Source: RefSeq, a predicted model, not a curated record
AUGGGUCAUUCCACAGCAGGCAUUAGGAAGAGCGACCUAUGGAUGCAGAAAAAUGCAAGCUAUGAUGACUACAAUGGAUAUAAUGAUGGAUGUGGCUUUGGGGUGGAUAGAUUUGGAAGAGACCUCAAUUAUUGUUUUUCAGGAAUGUCUGAUCAUAGUUAUGGAGAUGGUAGAUCCCCUUUCCAGAGUACAACAGGUCAUUAUGUGCACAUGAGAGGAUUACCUUACAGAGCUACUGAAAAUGAUAUUUACAAUUUUUUCUCACCACUCAACCCUGUUUGCGUACACAUUGAAAUUGGACCUGAUGGCACAGUGACUGGAGAAGCAGAUGUUGAAUUUGCUACUCAUGAAGAUGCUGUGGCAGCUAUGUCAAAAGACAAAGCCAAUAUGCAGGGCAGAUAUGAAGAACUCUUCUUGAGUUGUACAGCAGGAGCAAGCAGUGGUGCUUAUGGUAGCCAAAUGAUGGGAGGCAUGGGCUUAUCAAACCAGUCCAGUUACAGUGGUCUAGCUAGCCAGAAGCUGAAUGGGGGUUACGGAAGAGGCUAUGGUGGCCAAAGCAGCAUGAGCAGAUAUGGGAGCCAAGAAGAGAUGAAUAGCAGCUCCUACAGCAGCAGGAGCCGUUCAUCUAUGGGAGUGAACGGAAUGGGAAGGAUGUCUGCCAUGUCCAGUAUGAGUGGUGGAUGGGGAAUGUAAUCCUGAUCACUGACUCUUGGUCAACUUUUUUAAAGAAAAACAAAAAACAAAAACAAAGUUCAACAGUUUUGCAAUACAAGCUUGUGAUUUAUGCUUACUGUAAGUGAAAUCAGGAUUGUUUUAAAAAUUUUCAGGUUCAGUAUUUUUGAACACAGGAAAAGCAUUCAUCCAGGAUGUAAAAACCAAGUUGAGUAAAGACUAUAACUGUUAAACAAUUUCAGCUUUUCUCAAGGUACUCAUAUUGUAGGAGUGUACUUAAGCAGUAAGUGUAUUUAGGUUAAGGCAGUCUCAAUUAUGUUAAAUGUUGCUCUUAUACCACAUUAUAUGGAACACUGUUUGAAAUGCAUGUUGGGAGACAUGCUUUUUUGUAAAACAAAAAUAGGAGCUGUGUCUGCGAUUUAAAAGUGAAACAUUUGGCAUAUUUGUUCUAGUUUAUUUC